Molecule: messenger RNA, 2317 nt
Organism: Suillus subalutaceus
Lineage: Eukaryota; Fungi; Basidiomycota; Agaricomycetes; Boletales; Suillaceae
Exons: 8
Coding region: 1-2112 (703 amino acids)
Source: RefSeq, a predicted model, not a curated record
AUGCCUGUCACCACUCGCCCAUCAAACGCUAACACGCACCCUGGUCAAAUUGUUCGCGAUGCAAGUCGAAAACAACGUACUAAAGCUGAGAAGGCUGCUGAUGACAAACGGCUCCGUGAAGAACAGGAAGAAAAGGCAGCAGCCGCUGUACAAGGCAUAGAGCGCCUUGCCAAGAUUCAAGCCUCCAUGGAGGAGUCACAGGCAAGUAUGACUAACAAGAAGCCGAAGGCAGUUAGGCCGCGUGCUGUCAAGAAGCCAGUGGCGGCUUCUCUGAAGGAAGCCGGACGAGCGCUAGGUGAUAAGCAGGAUGAAGACAGGUUGGGACAGGAGGGACUUACAAUGGAGAUUGACGGAGAUUAUCGAAGCAUCAAAGAUGUGAAGGUCGCUUCCAAGCGAUCACUCAAGGGUGCUGUUGAUGCGGCACAUUUAAAGCUGAGAAGGGAAAAUCAGUUUAUGCCACGUGUUAGAGAUGAGAAAGAAUCGUUUUCAUCACCGUCCAUAAAAUCAACAGUCGCUGGACGAGUCAACGCUUGGUCUUCAAAUGUUACAGCAGAUCCGCAACGCACCCAAUCAAACUCCAGCUCUCAACCAGCUUCUGCCCCUCCUUCGACCAUAUUUUCCAAGUCUACCGCAACAACAGCUUCCCAAGCAACUACCGUGAAAUCGCAGGUCGUCCAUGGAAAAUCAACCAUGGAUGACCUUGAAGACGCGCUGGUUGGUGGAUUUGAUGAUGUGGAGGUUGAUGAGUCGCUGGAGCGUGAGGCUGCAUUUCAGUCAAUGAGAAGGGGAAGGAUGCCGGUUAAGUCAAUCAUUCAGAUGACUGAUAGUAGUAUCGAGGAUAUUCCACCACCUCCAACACAGCCAAGAAAGCCAACUCGCCUCACCACCCCCAUCAACAGCAAUGUAUUGCGGAGGCUUGCGAGGGAGGAUGCUGAUGUUAUGUUCGCAGAUGCUGACACAGAGGACUCGGACUCGUCAGACGUGGUCGAUAUAACCGACGACAUUGAUGUGGUUGAUGUGGAUGACUCUGUCAGUAUAAUCGAAUGGCCUGCUAUCAAACAGGAAGCAGAAGAUGUGCGUAUGGAAGAUUCAAGGUCAGGUGUAAAGAAGAAGGGAUCUCGGACAACAUCUUCGACCUUUGUCACAACUACUGACAUUAAGGUACCUCCUUCAAAGAAGAUCAAGACCGAGCAAGUGGACUCACUCGACACUCCUUCAACUGACGAUCACCCUUGGGUCGAACGAUGCAAGGCUCGGUCAGCGUACCGCAACACUGAUCUACCUCCUCCUUGUCAGGACUUGCGCUGGUCAAAGACGUUCCUUCCCACCAUAUUCCUAUGGGCAGGGGGCCAGCCAAACCUUUGGAGCAUUGACGACGAAUCCCUCAUAGUUGCUAUUCGAGCUACUUUCAAAGUUGUCUAUCCCGAGGUUGAAUACACGCCCACAAUUCAAGGAUCUGUUUUUGGAGUUACCAAUCAGCGUCUCUUGGAAUGGCGUAGCAACUUUGGCUCCACCGCUAUCGCCAUCGUGAUUGAUUUUUUGGCCCGAAAUGAAGACGACGAGGAUCUGGACUUGGAGGGACUUGCCAAGUAUCUCCUCGCCAAGUAUGCUUUCCUUUACGCGGAUACAGAAACACUGGAUAAGGCAACAAUCUAUCGCUCCCCCUUCAUGCUUCAACUUGCCACCAUUGGUCAUGUGGAUGUUCCAGAACUCAAGACCGGCGCUCUUGUUGAAAAGGGCAUCAUUGGUGUUGUCUCAAUCUGCGCGGCAGCGUUAGAACGUGCACUCACUCUCAUCAGCAAUAAUGAUAUAAAUGUUGAAGAUGUGCUUGCAGCAGGACCUGCACAGCGCAGGUCAAUGGUGAGGGCACCCAAGGUCUUGAAUAAGGCAACCGGGAAGGAGACUUGGACGAUUCACGCCUUCUCUGUCAGCAACUGGGGCUCUCAAACUCUUGCAUUCUCGAAGUCGGUGCAGGCCAAGGGAGACGAGGCAAUCAAGACUAUUUCCUCGAUGGCUUGGAAGGUCCUCAAGAAGUCGAAAUCUCAGGCUGGGCUUGAGAGUUUCCUCGAUGACGAUGAAUCCAUCGAAAAUGACCCUCGCGCCUUUCUCUGAGAUACCUUUUUGUCAUCUUCGUGCUCUGUUGUCUGGCUUACUGUUCUUGCAUUAUACCAGCUUUCGCAUCAGUUUUCUCCCCUUUCCAUCACUUUUAAUGACUUUUGCAUUCCGCUCGCAUGUUGCAUGACUCGUACUUUGUUCAACUUAAUCUUCCUUCCACUACGCAUUUUUACACACUUUUACUACUUUUAUAGACGGCGCG